CUCGGAGAAGCAUGAGCUAUCGUGGCGCCUGCUUGCUCGCGGUGGCCUCCCUGGCCGGGGGCUUGCCGCCGACGAAGCUGCGCGCGUCGCGGAGCCACGACAAGCGCGGCACGCUGCCCGUCGACGGCGAUUUGAGCGAGGCGCCCCCCGUGGAGGAACUGUACGAACAGGCCGAGGUCGCCGUGCCCUCCGCGUGGAACGGGACGGCCCGGAGCGAGGAGCUGCCCUGGUUCUGCGCGCGCGACAGCAGCCGCUUCACGCUCUUCCCGAUCAAGGACGCGGGGCUCUGGGCCAUGUACAAGCGCGCGGAGGCGUCGUUCUGGACGGCCGAGGAGGUGGACCUCGGCCAGGACAAGCAGCACUGGGAGCAGCUGGACGAGGGCGAGCGCUACUUCCUGAGCCGCGUGCUCGCCUUCUUCGCCGCGUCCGACGGCAUCGUCCUCGAGAACCUCGUGGAGCGGUUCGCGCAGGAGGUGACGCUGCCCGAGGCGCGGUUCUUCUACGCGUUUCAAGGCGCCAUCGAGGGCGUGCACCAGGAGAUGUACUCGCUCCUGUUGGAGACCUACGUCGAGGACCCGGGCGAGCGCGAGGCGCUGACGCGGGCCCACGACCUCAUGCCCUGCGUCAAGGCCAAGGCGGACUGGGCGAUGAAGUGGACGGCGUCGGACGCGCCCUACGCGGCGCGCCUGCUCGCCUUCGCCGCCGUCGAGGGCGUCUUCUUCAGCGGGUCCUUCUGCGCCAUCUUCUGGCUGCGGAAGCGCGGCAUCCUGCCGGGCCUCGGCUUCGCGAACGAGCUCAUCUCGCGCGACGAGGGCCUCCACUGCGACUUCGCGUGCGCGCUCUACUCGCGCCUGCCGGGCCACCUGCGCCUGAGCGACGCCGAGGCGACGGCGAUCAUCAGCGAGGCCGUCGACACCGAGGUGGACUUCGUGACGGACGCGCUGCCCGUGAGCCUCGUCGGCAUGAACGCGAAGCUCAUGACGGACUACGUCAAGUUCGUCGCGGACCGGCUCCUGGCGUCCCUCGGCCACCCCAAGAUCUACGGCGCGGCGAACCCCUUCGACUUCAUGGAGCUCAUCUCCAUGCAGGGCAAGACGAACUUCUUCGAGAAGCGCGUCGCCGAGUACCAGAAGGCCAACGUCGCCGGCGACGCCACGGCCGACUUCGUCUUCGACGCCGACGCGGACGUGUAAGGCCGGCGAGGUGCG
Molecule: messenger RNA, 1208 nt
Organism: Aureococcus anophagefferens
Lineage: Eukaryota; Pelagophyceae; Pelagomonadales; Pelagomonadaceae
Gene: RRS2
Exons: 1
Coding region: 12-1193 (393 amino acids)
Biological process (GO): deoxyribonucleotide biosynthetic process
Molecular function (GO): oxidoreductase activity
Source: RefSeq, a predicted model, not a curated record